CGACUAUAUAUUAUCUAUUUCUGUAGGAACAUGGCUAAGGACAAUCUCACCGCUGUACUGUAUGGCAUCAACGAUUUACGCCUGGAAAACACGAGUAUCGAGGAACCAGGAGAUGGUGAGGUGCUCCUCGAAAUGGGAUGCGUAGGAAUCUGUGGGUCGGACGUUCAUUAUCUUGUCAAUGGCAGAAUCGGCGAUUUUAUAGUGAAGAAACCCAUGAUCGUCGGUCAUGAGUCUUCAGGAACUGUCGCCAAACUUGGAAAAAAUGUCAAGAAUUUAAAGGUCGGCGAUCGUGUUGCCAUUGAACCUGGUGUGCCUUGCAGGAUGUGCACGGACUGCAAGGAGGGACGUUACAAUCUUUGUAAAGAUAUUGUGUUUUGCGCAACUCCGCCCGUGCACGGCAGUUUAAGACGUUUCUACAAACAUGCAGCUGAUUUCUGCUUUAAAUUGUCCAAUCAUAUGAGCUUAGAGGAAGGAGCGCUUUUAGAGCCAUUGUCAGUGGCAGUACAUGCUUGCAAACGGGGCGGGAUUGGAAUCGAGUCUACUGUAUUAAUUCUGGGAGCCGGCCCGAUCGGUUUGGUAACGUUGCUGGUAGCCAAAGCCAUGGGUGCAAAAAAAAUAGUUAUCACGGAUAUCGUGCAAAGUAGACUGAAUGUAGCGAAGAAACUCGGCGCCGACGAAACUUAUCUGGUGCAGAAGGAUAAAUCGGAAAAGGAUAUGGUGGCUGAUAUUCACGCAAUUUUCGAUGGCGCACCCAAUAGAACGAUUGAUGCUUCCGGCGCACAAGCCUCGAUUCGUUUAGCGAUUCUCGCGACCAAAUCCGGUGGAGUUGUGGUAUUAGUGGGACUGGGUGCUCCAGAAGUGCAAAUUCCACUAAUAGAUGCCUUGAUAAGAGAAGUCGACAUCAGGGGAGUCUUCCGAUAUGUAAAUGACUAUAGCGACGCAUUGGACCUCGUCGCGACUGGCAAGGUAAACGUGAAGCCAUUGAUCACUCAUAAUUACAAGCUGGAGGAAACUAAGCAAGCGUUUGAGACCAGCAAAACUGGUGCAGGCGGGGCUAUUAAAGUUAUGAUCCACUGUAAAUAGCAAACGAAAUGCAAUCGUGAUUCUCUGCGAAAAACGUUACGCGAAGAGCUUUUAUAUUGUGGCAUGCUAAGCUGACCUUUAUCAUUUAAGCUACUAGUAAAUAAUCGCCUUAAUUUGAGUUGAUCAGAUUUGAAAAUGGAAAACCGUAUCUGGAUAUUUGUCAGUGUCUUGGGCAUUGAUGUAUCACAGAAUUGGCAAAAUGUUUUAUCGCCAAAUCUUUCAUCCUGUAAGUGUUUGUCAUCUCGUGUAAAUUGCCAAUUGAUAUGCGAUGCAUCUUUCACUUGGCAAGAAACAUUCCUAAAUAUUGUACCAUUUAACUUCGUAAAUAAUCGUCUUAAUUUAGAAUUUGACUUGAUCGAGAUGAAAAAUGUGUCUGGCUAUUUACUGAUGUAUCACAGAAUGUUUUAAAUUUGCCAAAUUUUCCAUUCUGUAUGUGUUUGUCAUCUCGUGUAAAUUGCACCAUGGUAUAAUUUAUAUGCGAUGCAGCUUUCACUUGACAAUCAAUUUACUAGCGAGAAACAUUCCUAAACGUUGUACAGAGAUCGCAUAAAUAUGUAUAAUAUGCUAUUGUGGAUAAAUAUAAUGGCUCAAAGGAAUGGCGAUGUCCGAAGAUUAAUGACAUGAUUAAUGAAUGAAUUUUUGAUUAAUAAUGUUGAUAUUUUCAACAAACAUAAGGAAAAUAAUGAUAUAUUUUGGUACGAGUAAUAAAGUUUUAUUCCUGAAUCUUUUGCACGAAAAA
Messenger RNA from Wasmannia auropunctata (little fire ant), 1822 nucleotides. Its product is annotated as sorbitol dehydrogenase-like. Gene Ontology annotation, biological process: D-sorbitol catabolic process. The record is from RefSeq and is a predicted model, not a curated record. The coding region runs from base 31 to 1083 and encodes 350 amino acids. NCBI's taxonomy places the organism in Eukaryota, Metazoa, Arthropoda, Insecta, Hymenoptera, Formicidae. The transcript has 8 exons. Gene Ontology annotation, molecular function: L-iditol 2-dehydrogenase (NAD+) activity; zinc ion binding.